AUUUUUAUGGAAGUUGAAAAAGUUAAUAUAUGGUUAGAUUGUGAUGUAGGGAAUGACGAUGCGAUGGCAAUCAUUUUGGCCUUGUUUCAUCCCAAGUCAAAUUUAAUGGGAAUCUCAACCUGUUUUGGAAAUACUUGGUAUAUUUGGUUAACCUAACGAAUUAGUCUUGAAAAUUGUACAAUCAAUACAAUAAGGAUCUUGAGUUCUGUGGGCAGAUCUGAUGUACCAGUAUUCAAAGGAGCAGAAUGUUCAUUAAAAUCUGUAAGGGCUACUACAAAAAUGCAUGGAAAUUAAGGUAAUAAGGGUUUAUACUCAAACAAAUAGGUUUAUAUGCAGCAGACAAGUUAAUCCAAAGUUUUGAACCGAUGUAAAAUAUCCCAUUGUAUGAUCUAAUUAAAAAGAGUGCUGGGGAAUAAAAGGUAUUAAUAUAGUGAGAAGAAUAGUUCGUAAUAGUAAUAACAGGACCGUAAACAAAUAUAGCAAUUUUAUUGAGAGAUCACCCAGAGAUCAUCCCUUAAAUUUAAGAGAUCGUUUUUAUGGGUGGAGCUUCAGGCUUUGGAAAUGCAACACCAAAUUCAGAAUACAAUAUUUAUUCAGAUCCAGAGGCAGCAUAAUUCGUAAUUGACACUUGCAAGUAACAUCAAUUGAAAUUAGUGAUGAUUGCCUUGGAUCUAACAUAUGUAAUCAAUAAAUUAAUUAUAUAGACAUGCUAAUUGGUUGAAUCACUGUAAUAGAGGAUCAAGGCAAUCAAUUCGAAGUUUUCAGAUUGGUGUUUGGAAAUGCUGUAGGAAUUCUAAGCAGCUUACAAGGCCCAAGAAUUCGAUUACCCCCCAAUUCAUGAUCGUAAUAAUCAUCUUGAACUCUAUAAUAGCCGUUGCUGUCUUUUAUGCUCUUCAUCCUGAGCUUUAUAUCACCAAACCGUUAUUUGUUGCUGUGGAUUGUGAAUCUAAAUUAUGCUACGGAAGAACGGUGGUUGACAAACAAGGGGUUCUUGGAUUAGAACCAACACUUGAAUUUGGUAGGAAAGUAUUAGUGGAAGAAUUCUGGAACUAAAUGAUUGAGGCCAUAAGAUUAGCAGCGAAAAAUUCUAAAUUAGAAUGA
Molecule: messenger RNA, 1101 nt
Organism: Paramecium octaurelia
Lineage: Eukaryota; Ciliophora; Oligohymenophorea; Peniculida; Parameciidae
Source: the annotation of a GenBank genome assembly